Quercus robur (English oak) is the source of this 1354-nucleotide messenger RNA. RefSeq lists its product as uncharacterized. Bases 367 to 1032 code for a protein of 221 amino acids. The transcript has 2 exons. The record is from RefSeq and is a predicted model, not a curated record. Lineage: Eukaryota; Viridiplantae; Streptophyta; Magnoliopsida; Fagales; Fagaceae.
GACAUCAUAGGGAGAAUCGAAUCGACAGAUUAGGGUUUUAAGAGAGAGAGGAAGAUGUGGCUCUAUCCACUCUCGAUGCCGAUGGUGACGGUUGAAGACGAAGGCCGUCAUGGAAGGUCGCGACAUGUGGACGACGGCUCUCACGUGGAAGGUCGGCACUUGUGGGCGACGCCGAUGGUGACGGUUGAAGACGAAGGUGGCCACCUGUAGACAUUUGGGGCUACAAACCACCCAAAUACUCGAAAAGUGGCUCAAUCCUCUCUCGAUUAUUGGAAUAACAAGUUUGAUUUGUCUUACAAACUUGUGAGGGUUGUUGGCGCCACUUGGACUUUCCUUAGCCCUUUCUGGAGCAAGUAUCUUAUUUCCAUGGAAAUAGCAAAUUCUGAAGAAGACGAAGAAGAUAAGCCCACGAAAUACUUUGUGAGGACUUACGAGCGUUUUGUAAUGGGAGCCGACUCUAACGAACUCAAGUUCCACAUUUGCGUGCCUUGGUAUACUUUUGUUUUGAGAACACCUAAGCCGCGUCAUGGAGAGUGGAUGGAGACCAUUGACUUGACUUUUCACUCGUACGUGAAUGACGCAUUGGAGAAAGCCCUGCCAGAGGAGCUAGUGAAAUCUUUGAAGGAGGAGGAGGGAUCAUUGAAGGCGGGAUCAAUCCGGGUUGAGGUGGAUGUGGAAGAGUUGGAUCUAGAAGAAAUAGAUUACGAAAAGCUAAAGCUGAAGAAAAUUUCUUUCGUGUUGGAAGAGCAGGUUAGUGCAAUGAAAGAUUUUAAGGGGAAGAGAGGAUUGGAUUUGGAGGGAUCAAUCAUCUGGGUAGAUAUGGAAGAGGUGGAUCUAGAAGAAGUAGAUUAUGAAGGGCUAAAGCAGAAAAUUUCUUUGGUGUUGAAAGAGCGGAUUAUAACAAUGAAAGAUUUGAAGGAGCAGAGAGCAAGGGAGCUACAUCCAAGAGCAAUAGCUCGGAAAGAGCUACGGGAGAAAUGCUCUCGCAUGUUUACAGAAUUCCAAGAGAAGAUGGUGACAAAUACCUGCUAGUGGUUGGAUGACAUUAACCUGCAAAACCAGAUAAAUGUGUACAAUCUGCUUUAAGUUUAAAUUGAUAGCUUUUGGUCCUUUAAAUAACUUGGUCAAACUAAAAACUAACAUGUUACCGCUUCAUUAGGACUAAAUUACGUCAAUUUAAGUUAGGUAGGGACUAAAAUCGAUCACUUGGGGUCUUAGAAUUAAUUUUAAUUUCAGGGACUAAAUAAAAUCGCUCAAUGAGCCAAAGUUUAGGAACUAACUUUGAAGUUGAAUUACCAUCUUUGUUUUUGUUGGUAGUGGUCUUAUACAUUCAUUUACAACUUUUUAGCUUUUA